AUGUCCAACACAAGUUCCACAGCUCGUGCGUUAACCAUUACUAGCGUGAUCGCGGCGGUAUCGCUAACCGGUUAUGCUGUUUACUUUGAUUACAAAAGAAGAAGCAAUCCAGAGUUCAGAAAGCAAUUGAAGCAUAAGUUAAAGAAACAAGCUGAGAAGGAGAAAAAGGAGAAAGAUGAGGCAAAGCAAAUUAAAUUGGAGCUGGUUAGUCAACACUUGAGCAAAGAUUUGGCCAGCGAUCCGAUUUCCAUAAAUCCCGCUGACAGAGAAAAAGUAUUUACAUCAAAUGUUGAGCUUGGUGAGCGUUUAUCUAUGAGCCCUGGUAAAGAGCUGGAAUCGGCAGUCAAAUUCUAUAAAGCACUAAGCGUCUAUCCGAAUCCUGCGGAUCUGUUGGGAAUAUAUCAAAGAAGUGUUCCGGAGGCCGUUUAUGAAUAUAUCGUUAUGAUGAUUGCAGUUCUACCACCUGCGAAUAUUUCAACAUUUCUAAGUGGUUCAAAGGAUAAAGCACUAGCACAGGAGGCUGAGCUGGCUGCAAUGGCCGAAGUCAAUGAAAUUGUUGAAUAA
Messenger RNA from Zygotorulaspora mrakii, 564 nucleotides. It is a transcript of the gene TOM20, whose product is annotated as TOM complex receptor protein TOM20. Gene Ontology annotation, cellular component: mitochondrial outer membrane; mitochondrial outer membrane translocase complex. Gene Ontology annotation, molecular function: transmembrane protein transporter activity. The record is from RefSeq and is a predicted model, not a curated record. NCBI's taxonomy places the organism in Eukaryota, Fungi, Ascomycota, Saccharomycetes, Saccharomycetales, Saccharomycetaceae. Bases 1 to 564 code for a protein of 187 amino acids. Gene Ontology annotation, biological process: protein targeting; tRNA import into mitochondrion; protein import into mitochondrial matrix. The transcript has a single exon.